Drosophila eugracilis is the source of this 2728-nucleotide messenger RNA. It is a transcript of the gene fuss, whose product is annotated as SKI family transcriptional corepressor 1 homolog-B. The record is from RefSeq and is a predicted model, not a curated record. Gene Ontology annotation, cellular component: nucleus; transcription regulator complex. The transcript has 5 exons. NCBI's taxonomy places the organism in Eukaryota, Metazoa, Arthropoda, Insecta, Diptera, Drosophilidae. Bases 386 to 2617 code for a protein of 743 amino acids. Gene Ontology annotation, molecular function: DNA-binding transcription factor activity, RNA polymerase II-specific; RNA polymerase II cis-regulatory region sequence-specific DNA binding; SMAD binding. Gene Ontology annotation, biological process: negative regulation of transcription by RNA polymerase II; negative regulation of BMP signaling pathway.
UUGCCGAUGUCACUAUCAACGAAAACGGUGUUUCAUAUGCAAUAUUCGUAUAUUUUCUGUAACGAGACAUUCUAGUGUUCAGAUAAAAACGGGCAUCUGUUAAAUUUUUAAAAGAACUUCUGAGUGGUUGCUUCCUUAUAACAGAACAACACAGUGUUAAUUAACCUAAUAUUUUACAAUCAAGGUACACUCAAAUAAGUGUUGUGAUGAAAAAUAUUUAUUUUCGGCUGAAGUUUGAAAUCUUUACAGUUGUAAUUUGAAACCCAUUACAAAUUUAAAACAUUAAAAAGGUAUAAAAAGUUGCUAAUUGAUUAAAAAAUGCGAAAACCAAAUUUUGAACUGUCAUCGCGGUUUGCUUAAAUGGUUUUAGUUCAAAAAUGUUUAAAUGACUGCCGUACUAGUGGCAUCUGUUAAUGGAAUGGAAAACAGUCAAAUGGCUCAAAGGUCAAAUCACGUAAGCUCCGUUUCUCUUUACGGAGUACCAAUUGUUUCCUUGUUUAUCGAAGGCCAGGAGCGCCUCUGCUUGGCCCAAAUCUCAAAUACUUUGUUAAAGCAAUUCAGCUAUAAUGAGAUACAUAACAGAAGAGUUGCGCUUGGCAUUACUUGUGUACAAUGUACUCCCGUACAAUUGGAGAUAUUAAGAAGAGCUGGUGCUAUGCCAGUAAGUUCACGACGAUGUGGAAUGAUAACACGAAGGGAAGCGGAAAGAUUAUGCAAGAGUUUUUUGGGUGACAAUACUCCGCCUAGACUACCUGACGACUUUGCAUUUAACGUUCAGCACAAAUGUGCUUGGGGCUGCCGUGGAUCUUUCCUACCUUCUCGUUACAACUCAUCCAGGGCAAAAUGUAUAAAAUGUUCAUAUUGCGGAAUGUUUUUUUCGCCCAAUAAAUUUAUUUUCCAUUCACAUCGGAUAACGACCAAUGACAGGUAUGUACAGCCCGAUGCGGCGAACUUCAACUCUUGGCGAAGGCACAUGACUUUAAGUGGAAAUCCGUGUGAUGAAAAAAUAAUUCACGAAUGGGAAGAUGUAAAAGCUAUGUUUAAUGGCGGCACAAGAAAGCGUAUUGUUAGCAGCACCGUUAGUAAUCGAAGCCUGGAUUCGCCAACGCCUUCGGUGACUACUAAAACGGGUGUUGUAAACAGCUCAUGUAGUUCCCCAACGAAUUUUGAUAGAGAUACCAAGGAAGGCGGCGGGGAUUCAGAGUCUCAACUCCCACAACGACAGAUUGAUAGCCAAUACAAUUAUAGCUCUGUAGCUGCAGCCGCUGUGGUUGGAGUUACGGCGGUUGCAGCUGCAACUGUUGGCGUACCUUUCAAUUUGCAUGGAUCUGCCGUCCUAUCACCUAUGCAAUCCCUUCGAAGCGAACGGGACAUUUCCCUAAUGCCAAUCUCUAGAAACUUUGUAGUGGACUACAUGUGGCAGCAAAAGGACCAACACUAUCAGCAACAGUAUUGUAAAAAAUUCAGUACCAGUGAACCCAGCGAACCAAGUCUUGACUUGGAAUCCUGCCAACGUUCAUGGGUUAGGCCCGACGGUAAUAUUCCGUUACCGAAUGAAAAUACAGUUCGUCUUACGGAUAAUUCAUCUUUUAAUAUAAAAAACGAUUCACACUCAUCUAUAAUUAUUAAAAACCAUAAUCUCUCUGGAGUUGCGAGCAGCGGGAUAAGCAUUUCCGAUUACAAUAUCCCAUCAAUUCUUAACUGCUCUGCUUUUAAACCAGUCGUCGCUUCGACAGCAAUUGUGUCAACCUCUUUAUACACAAGAUCCAGUGAUUCAAAACGGACCGAAUAUAUCCACCCAAAGCAAACUACGAGAACCACAACGGUCUUAACCCAUAAUAGUAUUUCGGGUUCUUCGCACCAUAUCAUAGAUCAUGAGACAUUUUCGCCAAUUAUAGAGAAAGUUCAAUCUAAUAUGGAGAAAAAGCCAUCUGUUAGCGAUAAUGAUGACGAACUGGUGGAUAUCGAGACAACGGAAGACGAGGGAAAGUUCAUAAGUCAACAAAUUCACGUUUCCCAUACACCUGCCGACAUUGUAUCUGAAAGCGAAAGUACUAGCCUUUCUCCAUCUACAAGUACAAAUAUUGAUGUAGAGGGCGACGUCGAUGUAGAUGUCAUAACAACAGAUGCUGAAGAUCAAACAGAGUUAAAUCCAAAUCGAUGCUCAAUUGAAAAUACAAGUCACUCUCUAUCAAUUUUCCAAACUGAGAAGAUACAAAUUUCCGGUUCAUCUUUAAAUUCAAAAUCAAUUUUAGAUAAAGAAGUUAAACUAUCAGAGAACGCAAAAAGAUUUAAUGGGCAUUUAAAAAUUAUAGCUCGCCGAAAAACAGAUAAAAUACAGCACGAUCGAAGUCUUUCCAGAUUAGUAAAUGAUAAAUCGCUGUCGAACACUUCAGCCACCAAAGAAAUAUCAUCCAGCUUGCAAAUACAGCAGCGAGUUGCCUUUCCAGUGUUUUUUAAGUCGCACUUGCAUUCUUUUUGUCCGCAAUCUCGGCAGGCGAAUUUCAAUCCUAAUUCUGUGACGGAAUCACAUAAAUGGAGCUGCCCAGUCGGCAGCAUUGGAUCAGUAUGUUGUUACGAAACAUCCGUAAAUGAAAAUUGUGCAAAUUUGAAGUAACUUUAAAAAAAUAAAAAAAAAUGACGUAUAAAAACAUUUACGCUAAUGCUCAAUGGUUUAGAGUAUUAUUUUAUCCGUGCCUGAAAAGUAAUUAAAAUAAUCUUAAAAUAU